Messenger RNA from Podarcis muralis (Common wall lizard), 6188 nucleotides. RefSeq names its product solute carrier family 1 member 7 (gene SLC1A7). Gene Ontology annotation, biological process: L-glutamate transmembrane transport. Gene Ontology annotation, molecular function: glutamate:sodium symporter activity; L-glutamate transmembrane transporter activity; neutral L-amino acid transmembrane transporter activity. The record is from RefSeq and is a predicted model, not a curated record. Lineage: Eukaryota; Metazoa; Chordata; Lepidosauria; Squamata; Lacertidae. Gene Ontology annotation, cellular component: plasma membrane.
GAAGCGUCUGUAACCCGAGGUACCACUGUAGUUACAUAAAUUGAGAUCCAAUGUGCCCUUAUGGAGUGGUCGCACCACCACUGCUUUCAGGAUGCAAUGAGGCAUUCACCAGAUAUUGAAUCUGCUUGGUCAGGACCAGACAGUGUGCUUGUUAAGAACUGUAUUAAACAGCAUCCAAUUCAGCACAGAGAUGAGGGAUUUGUCCCCGCAGGUAUCUUGAGUGUUCCAAUAUCCUGUUGAUCAAGGCUGAUGAUUAAAAAAACAAAAACCCUCACCACUGGAAUAAUUCUGCUAGAUGGCUACCAAUGGGGGAGGAGGAAAAUACUUUUUACAAGAGAGGCUCCCUAAAUGCCAUAGUAAUCAUUGUCUAAAUAAGUGAGGCAAACCCUUUGAAAAACGUGAGCCAUAUUUGUGGCUGAUAAGCUUCAUAAAUCAAAUUCUUCUCUUGCUUUAAUUGAAGAUGGUUAUUGAGUUAAUGUUAUUGUUCUCCCAAACUAACCGCAAAUGCCAGUUUUUGUCAGUAGCCUCUAUAUGCAUUUUUACUGGUUAGGAUAUGUCUUAAAUCAUGCAUUUACAGGUGCACUUGCCCUUUUCAUCCUGAUACUAAUAGUGAAAAGCAAACCUGAUUAAAGAAGUCCAGUCUGUUCCCCUAGUCUGUCCUAUUGUGAUAAUCCAGCAUUACUCACCCAGCGCUUGAAUUGCUGCAUACCCUUUUCUGUUCCUUUUAUAGCUAACGUUGAAACUGAGCUUAUAAGGGCUGAAUAACGAAUUGUGCUUGCUUUUCAUAUAGGGUGUUGCUUUGCCUAGAGAUCACUCUUGUUUCAAAAGUACUACUCUACUCUGUUCUAAUUUUCCAGAGUCGGUAAUCUUCUUCCAGGUUCUUAUUGAUGUAGUCACUAAUAGGAUUGUUGGUAUUAAUUUGGAAAUAAUGCCAGCUACAUGCUUGGUGGCUAUUGGCAGAAGAGGUGACAUUGCAGGUCAGCUAAGCAGCACUAGAAACGCUUUGAUCUAAUCUAUACCAAGCCAGAGCUGGCUAUUCUAACAAGAGAGGCUGGUGAGGUCUCUUUCUCUAUGGGAUGCUGAUUCUCUUCCAGAGAGCACUGAGGACAGCAUGGCAGUGGCUUUGGAUGCAAUGCUGGCUCGGGUCAAGGAUGUGUGUAAAAGAAAUGGUUUGCUCAUUCUCUCCGUGUUAUCCGUCAUAGUGGGAUGUCUCCUUGGGUUCUUCCUCAGGACCAGACGCCUCUCUCAGCAGGAAAUAAGCUAUUUCCAGUUUCCUGGGGAGUUACUGAUGAGAAUGCUGAAAAUGUUGAUUCUACCACUGGUUGUUUCAAGCUUAAUGUCUGGGCUAGCAGCCCUCGAUGCGAAGACAUCUAGUCGAUUAGGCAUCAUAACAGUCACGUACUACCUUUGGACCACUUUCGUGGCUGUUAUUGUGGGAAUCAUUAUGGUCUCCAUUAUCCAUCCUGGUGGGGCAGCCCAGAAGGAGAACACGGAGGAAAGUGGGAAGCCAAUCAUGAGCUCUGCAGAUGCCUUGCUGGACUUAAUUCGGAACAUGUUCCCUGCCAACCUUGUUGAGGCCACUUUUAAACAGUACCGAACCAAAAGCACCCCGAUUGUGAAAGCCAACAAAGCUGCGUCUGAAAGCACCACACGCCGAAUCAUUAUCUAUGGGGUUCAGGAUGAAAAUGGAUCCAACAUCCAGAAUUUUGCCUUGGACAUCACACCACCACCCGAAGUUAUCUACAAGUCAGAACCAGGCACCAGCGAAGGCAUGAAUGUGUUGGGGAUUGUAAUAUUCUCUGCUACCAUGGGAAUAAUGUUGGGGAGGAUGGGCAACAGUGGCGUUCCCUUGGUUAGCUUUUGCCAGUGCUUAAAUGAAUCUGUCAUGAAGAUAGUGGCUGUUUCCGUAUGGUAUUUUCCAUUUGGAAUAGUGUUCCUUAUUGCUGGUAAGAUCUUGGAAAUGGAUGAUCCAUCAGCCAUCGGGAAGAAGCUAGGCUUUUACGCUAUUACUGUGGUUUGUGGCCUAGUGGUACAUGGACUUUUUAUUCUGCCAAUGACAUACUUCUUCAUCACCAAGAAGAACCCCAUUGUUUUCAUCAGAGGGAUUCUUCAAGCCUUGCUUAUUGCUCUGGCCACAUCAUCCAGCUCAGCCACUCUGCCUAUAACCUUCAAGUGCUUGUUAGAGAAUAACCAUGUGGACAGGAGGAUUGCCCGAUUUGUGCUCCCAGUGGGGGCAACAAUCAAUAUGGAUGGGACCGCCCUUUAUGAAGCAGUAGCAGCUAUUUUUAUUGCUCAAGUAAACAAUUAUGAGCUGGACUUCGGGCAGAUCAUCACCAUAAGUAUCACAGCAACUGCUGCCAGCAUUGGUGCAGCUGGAAUCCCGCAAGCUGGGCUUGUUACUAUGGUUAUCGUUCUUACAUCAGUGGGGCUUCCUACAGAUGAUAUCACUCUAAUCAUUGCAGUCGACUGGGCCUUAGACAGAUUCCGAACAAUGAUCAACGUGCUGGGGGAUGCUCUGGCUGCUGGAAUCAUGGCUCACAUCUGCAGAAAAGAAUUCACCAAGGAUGGGUCUGAGGUGCCUUUGAUCUGUGAAACAAAACCCAUCAGUAUCCACCAGAUCAUGGCUUACCAGAGAAAUGGCUGUGUGAAGAACAUGAAUGAGCCUCAUGGACCUGAACCAUCAAAGACAUUCCAGCAUCAAAUACCUGUUCAAGUGGAGCAAGAAGAAAACCCGACAGAAACUCAUACAGAGAAAUCUAGCAGUAAGGACCACUGCACUAUUGAAAUCAAUGAACUGGAGACAAAUGUGUAACUGUUAAUCUGGAGGUAUUUGAAACCUAAUGACUACCUCGCAGCUGGAAUUGGGAGACAGCCUUUUGCCUUGAAUGGGAAAACAUGGAAUGACUGCCAUGUGCGAACUGCGGCUGUGAGGCCAGCUGUGAACAUCUGUGAAGAAGAAGAAAGAAGGCUUCAACGAGUGUGGGGCUUUUUCAGUAGCUUGGUUGGUUUUGGUACAAAGGAACUGAUCAGUGGACAACUUUGGUUUACUCUAGGCAACCUUAUAUGACUCUGCUUAUGAUGCUCUUUAAAAGAACUCUGACCCCUUUAAAAUGAUUCAUAAGAGCUAACCGUCUCACUGUCCUCCUAAUCAUGAAGAUAACGUCAAUAUUCACAAUUCCUUUAUUUCACUGAACAGCUUCAAAAUUAACAUCAGCCUCAAACAGUAAAACUUUUGCAUUCAAUUAACAGGGCAACAAAUCAAAAAGACAUUUAUCUUAGUGAAAGGCCAAAGUAAUAAUAUUUCCCAUUUGAAAUGGGAUGUCAUUAUUACAAAAUUAAAUAUGUUUGCACAUAGCAACAUCAGCUCAUGGAGUCUUCCCUCUCCACCAGAGAUCAUGAUCUCUGCAAGGAGAUCAUAAGCAUGUGCUUUCAUUUUCAGUCAACUGCUGAUUGUCAUUAUAUGCAAUCCCUGACAAACUGUGGUUAGGGUUUGCUAUGGUUUACUGAAAGAACUCAACUUUAAACCAUGGUUAUUGAUCCUGGCUUAUUUCAAUAAAUGAUAGGAAUGCUAACCACAGUUCCUGGUUGGGACAUAAAAACAAACCACGGUUAAUUUAAAAUGGAGGGGGAUGCUUCCCAUCUCCUCCUUGUAGCAUGCCAGAGGAGGAAAGAGAAGACUCAUAUGACUCAUGUGUGUCAUAUGAAACAGUGGUUCAUGUGAAUCACGCCAGUAAGUUAUUAUGUAGCAAACCACUCUGAAUUGCAAUUUAACUCUCCAUGCUAUCCAUUAUUCUGUUGAAAUAUUAGUUUCUCUGUACUCAGGUUGACUCACUAUUCUGUGAGAAGAAUUCAAGCACUCUAGAUUUGUGCAGUUAAAGUGGUUUAAAGGACCACUUCACAUCAAAUCUUUUUUUUUUUUUUAAGAAUCAGACCCUUUGCAGUUUGGAAACUGACAGAAAUGUAUUGAAAAGUGAGGGACGAACAAAUAACUAACGGGAAGAUGUAUAAAUAUCGUGACAGCAAAUCAGGAUGAAUGCAGGACUGAUACUCAUUGUUGUAUAACUGCCCUGCAAAUAAGACAGAAUGAAUACUCAAUAAAGGCCACUUAUAAUCUAACCUCUGCAUAAGCUUUGUGCAAGCAAACUCAAUAAGCUGGUUUUCUAGAGGAGCCAUAUGGCAAUUUCAUUGCAUUUCAGUAGCUGCAUUCUCCUAUAUCACUGUUGGCUGUGAUGGUAAUGACUGAGUACAAAAAAGGGGAUCUGUGCAAAUCAGGGAUUCUCAAAAUCCUUUUCUCUUUUACUUUUUUUGCAAUACAGAAUGUUUGUUACUUGGCUUUUUUAAGUUUUUCAUGUGUAUGUUGCCAUGUAUAUUACCUUUUUGGAACUAAUGAGAAGAUUGUUUGUUUCUUUAACAAACCUGUUAUUUGGAAGAGGGUCUCAAAGGUAGGCAUUAAGCUAGUCUACAAAUAUCCCAUCAUGUUUGCCUUCCAAGUGCCAGAUGCAUGUGCUUCUCUUCUUCUUUUUUCCUUCGUUUUAAAAAAUCUUGUUCCAUUCUAUAACAGCAUCCACAGCAUCUAGACUGCAGGAGUCCAAACACACACACAAAACCUGGUGCUACAGAAGAGUACGUAACGUUCUCUUCUUUGUAUAGACUGUAUAUAUACCAUGACGUUUAUGGCCCAGAUCGUUUGACUAAUAUAGAGCUUGUGGUCAGAGAGCAGACUAAACAUAGGCUGGGAUCCAGUGUACAUGACUGGCACAUUUUCAUUGUAACGUUGUCCUCACUUCCAUAGUAAAUGUUCUUGUGAACUCCCAUCCUUAAACUUGUUUUUCUGAAUUAAUAACCAUGCUCCACACACACACACACACACACACACACACACACGGCUAGACCUUCAGCUCCAUUCCAAGUAUCCAGCCACACAUUCCUGUGCUUCUAAUAAUGGGAAUGGCAGUCAUUUGAAGUCGAAGCAGCUUGAAGGAUGGGGGAAGACUGUGGCUGUUGAGUCGGCUAUGCCAAUUUCUCAGUCUAAUUGGCAGAAGGUUAUUAGAGGCGGCCAAGACUCCCAUAGUCUUGUUGCACAGAAGAUGGAAUUGAUUCCACUCUGAGAGCUAGUGUGAUGUAGGGAUUGGAUUCAAGUGACUUUUACUCAGAGUAGGCCCAUUGAGAUUAAUGACCAUAUUGAACUUAAUUUCAGUGGGUUUCUUCUGAGUAAAAGUUAGGUGUCUACAACCCAAGGAUUGUGACUGAGGAGAGUCGGGUUCAAAUGCCUCUCACUCCGGAAGCUUUCUAGCUAGGGUUGGGCCAUUUGGUGUCACCCAGCCUAAAAAAAUUAUUGAGAUUAGAAAGGUGGGGAGGAACCAAGUGUGCCACCUAAAGCUCCUUAGAAAGGCAGAAUAAAAAUGUAUUAGAAACCUAGCAGGUGACAUAGCUUUAUUCUUGCCCCCUGCAUGAUGACAAGGUACAUCUGCCAAAAUUCUCCUCUGCACAACUGUUAAAAGUGUGGGAACCCUUUUCUCUUCUGCCUCUAGGCAGCAGAUGUGGGAUCAGCAGGUUCAUCUGGUAGGCCGUGACUUAGGAUCAGAUUCUGAAGAAGAGGUGACUGAGUGAUUGGAAAGCUGCCUGCUUCUGAGACUGGAAGCUAUUCUCCUUUUCAGUGCCUGCUUUGGAGAAGAGAGGUCCUUCACAGAAGAUUGUUUCCCUAAACCCUUCUGUUCACUUUGAGCUGACUUCACAGUUCUCUCUGCAUCUGCUUUCGUUCUCUUUUCUUUCACUUCUCCUUCCUUUCUUUUAAAAAAACUUUCUCAUGGAUCACUCACUACGCUGGCGUUUUGCUGGUCUCCCACCCCUGCCUUAUUCCUUCAUUGGAGGGAGGGAGGAACUUUUAUGUCACAUCGUUUGAUGAGAAAUAGAGACGGGGCCUUUGGGGGAAGGAGGAAACGAUGACACGAUCUUUGCCACAUCAAAGCCACCCCUAACAUUUUUAUAUUGGUGGGAAUUUGCUGUGGACCCUGGCUUCUUAUUUUUAUAUAUAGGUUGAGAUACUUUAAGAAUGUUUUCUUUAUUUCUCGAAUCCUUAAAUUAUAAAACAACUCUCCCUGUACAACCAGUAUGACCAAUUGUACCAUAUAUUGAUUACCAGUGUUUUCAAUGGGAAAUGUUUUCAAUAAACAUACCGUUGUGAAGAG